Molecule: messenger RNA, 456 nt
Organism: Selaginella moellendorffii
Lineage: Eukaryota; Viridiplantae; Streptophyta; Lycopodiopsida; Selaginellales; Selaginellaceae
Product: indole-3-acetic acid-amido synthetase GH3.6
Exons: 2
Coding region: 37-456 (139 amino acids)
Cellular component (GO): cytoplasm
Molecular function (GO): acid-amino acid ligase activity
Source: RefSeq, a predicted model, not a curated record
UUGCUUGCAUAGUUUAAAGCGAUCUGCUUUCGAGCUAUGGAUCACUGGUAUGACGCUCAGCUCGUCAUGAACACCAGAGACUCGGACGAUCAAAUCCUCGACUUUGUUGGCGACAUAACUCGCGACGUUGGCGCUGUGCAAGCCGGCAUUCUGGAGCAAAUACUCGCAAAGAAUGCCAACGUAGAAUACUUCAAGCGACACGGCCUGUGUGGAGUCCCAAGCCGCGACGAUUUCAAGCGAGCCAUGCCGCUCUCGUCCUACACGGACAUCGAAUCCGACAUCACGCGGAUGGCCAGCGGCGACGACUCGAGAAUUCUCACCGAUGCUCCAGUCCGUCAAAUGCUGACAAGCUCCGGCACCUCGGGUGGCAAGCAAAAGCUCUUCCCAAAGUCGGAAACUUACGACAUCGAGUCCGUGUUGAUGAAUAGAAUCUCUCGCGCCUGCUUGAACAAGUGA